Molecule: messenger RNA, 7153 nt
Organism: Rattus norvegicus (Norway rat)
Lineage: Eukaryota; Metazoa; Chordata; Mammalia; Rodentia; Muridae
Source: RefSeq, a predicted model, not a curated record
UGUGUGUGUGUGUGUGUGUGUGUGUGUGUGUGUGCGCGCGCAUGUGUAUGUAUAUGUGUUGCUGUAAAAUUAUAAAAAAUAAAAUGUUGUCUUUUAUCCCACACUAGAUCUCAGUCAGCAAAGCCUCUCACCUGCUCUGCUCCAUCCCAUAUCGCACUGCUGAAGGCUUCUCUCUGAUCCUGGCAACAAUCUCUCUACCCAUCCAGUUCCCAAGGCAGGUUGCCACCAUGCCAGACAUACACAUCCCAAUUCCAUGGUGGCCCAGUGUCUCCAGCCAUCACAUAGUCUCUUGAACUCAAAUUGCCACACGAAAGAACACACAACACAACAACCUCUGAUCCAAUUGAUAAGAUAUAAUUGCCCACCUAGACACACAAAGCCCUGUACACAUCCAUCCCUUAAGAACAUUCAUAACAACCUUAAAUGUGCAGAGAGGAAUCUUAACAUCUGCCUCCAUGUUCUCCCAGCAGCUUCUCUUCCCACCUCCUUCCGUUCUGGUCUCCUCCUCUUCCCUCAAACUUUUCUCCCGCCCAUCCUUCCUUCUCGUCCAAUGACAGACCUCGUUCUAUAUUGUACCUGCCUUCACCUGUAUGACAUCAUCCUACAUAUAUGUGUAUGUUGUGCAUCUAUGUGAAUGUAUGUUUGUGUGUAGGUGUGUGAAUGUGUGUGUGUAUAUGCGUGGUAUGUCAGUAUGUGCUUUCUGUGUGUUGUAUGUGUUUGUGAAUGUGUGUCUAGCAUGUGUUAUAUAUAUAUAUAUUUAUUUGUAUGAAUGUAUGUAUAUGUGUUGAUGACUUAGUAUGUUGUAUGUGUAUAUGUGUAUGAAUAUGUUUAUGUGUAUUGUCUUGUGUUUUGUGUGUUGUAUAGUUGUUUUAUGAGUGUAUUAUGUGUGCUGUUGUGUGUGAGUGUGUGUAUCUGUGUGUUGCAUUGUGUAAUAUGUGUGUGUGUUGUGUGUAUGUUGUAUGUGUAUAUGGGUAUGUAUGUAUGUGGUAUGUGUGUUGUAUUUGUGUGAAUGUGUGUGCAUAUGUGUGAUGUGUUGGUGUGUGUUGCAUGUAUAUAUGCGUGUAUGUCUGUGGUAUAUAAGUGUUGUAUGUGUGUGUGCAUGUGUUGUCUAUAUGUUUGUGUCUAUUUGUGUGUUCAUGUAUGUCUAUGUGUGUGUAUAUGUUGUUUACAUGUGUGUUUGUGUGUGUGUCUGUGUGUGGUUCCACAUUCCACACCACAGGGAUGUGGGAACUCUGCUGGGCAGACAAAACACAGAAUGCUAGGCUGCAUUUUACCCUACACCACCAUCUGGUGAUGGGCUUGUAGGAAGUGCCAAUGCACUCUGGGGUGGGAGAAUGUAGCUUAGGAUGGGGGCCCUCAGGUCAAGUGAGAAACAGCACAGGCUGAGGCCGAAGCCAGGGUUCCCUGACUUCCGGACAUCCAGAUGCUGGAAAUUAGAAGUCAGGAAGGAGAGGGCUGGAGAGCCUGUGAGGAUGAGCCUAGCUGGGGAAGGGGGGUCACUCCGACUUAGCUCAGGGCAGCUCUGUAAUGAAGGCUUCCUCCAUGUUCCCCACUGCAGUAGUUCUUUUUUUUUUUUUUCCUUUCUUUUUUUCGGAGCUGGGGACCGAACCCAGGGCCUUGCACUUGCUAGGCAAGCGCUCUACCACUGAGCUAAAUCCCCAACCCCUGCAGUAGUUCUUGAUGAGAGAGAACUAGCUUGUCCAUACUGUUUAUUCACUGUUCAUCAUGGGAAAAGGGUGUAUACAACUUCAGGGUAGACCAGCAAUUAAAUACCUACGUGAUCACUAGUCAUAUUCUUUAUGUAGGGGCCUGUGGUCACGUAUUUCAGGCCAGGAAUCUGGUCCAGAGUAGGGAAAGUCCUACCAUCCUCAGGUGUGUGCUGGGGUUUCUGAACCCACUCAACCUUAUCAAGUUUCCUGGCAUGGUCCACACCCCACAUUUGUGUAUGUUGUAUGUGUUGUGUGUGCGUGUCUAUGUGUGUUCUGUGUGUGUGUGUGUGUGUGUGUGUGUCUUGAGGAAGACUUUGAGCCCUGAUCCCUCUGCCUCCUGCUCUCUGGUCCUGGGUGACAAGUGUGUGCCACCACACCUGACCUAAGCACAGAUGGUAUUUUAUCCUUUCCGCCCAUCCUAUCAACACUAUCCAAUCCCCGAUAAUCUCUCCCAGCUGCUUCAAUCUGCUUCUGACCUAUCUCCUGGCUUUUAGCUACGUACUUAAUUAAGAAAGCCACCCUCCACACCGCUGACAGAGAUGUCAAAGCCAACGCAAGGCCACAGCUGAAUCACCUUCGGUGGCUCUUAACCCCACAAGGCGCUUGUCUGUCACCACAGCUCGGUAGAGAUCAUCAGCCUUGCUCCCUUUGCACUCCUAGCUCCCCAUCUAUGCUCAGCAGGACUUAACUGCUGGAAGCAUCCUAGAUCCUCCUCUGUGUCUCUGUGUUUACCCUGCAGCGGCUGGCCCUCCUCUGGUUCCACUACUUUUUGUCCGGAUUCAGCUCUGGACCAGAUUACCAUCUGCUGAGGGCAGGGGUCAUAUCUCACGUCAUUUCAAACCUGGAACCUAGAAUGUUGUCUGGCCUACGGGAGGUGCUCUAUCCAUGGUAGUGGGGAUGAAAUAAACCAAAUCAAACACCAACAAAAGAAAACUCCUGAGCUGUGUCAGAGCCUCUGGUCGCUAGUCUUACAAGGGAGAUCACACAGUGAUUGGCUCUUUUGAACAGAAAUAUAGUAACACGUGACAGGCAAGGACUCUUUCUCACGUACCGCUUUCCCGUUUGUGAAGACUCCCCCAGAGAGACGAGAUCCAAAGAGGGAAAUGAACACAGAUGUCCUGGCAACUGUAGUUAUAACAGUGAAAAACUGGAAGCAGUCCAAGUGUCUGACGGGGAAGUGACUGAGCAAACAAUGGGAUUAUUAUAUAGCUGUUAAAAAUGACAGAGGUGAGAACUGUCAGCACGGGGACUUAUGUGCUGGCAGGAAUGUUAAGUGGAAGAAAAGAACACAGACCGGCGUUUAAGGAUGUGUGUGCACAGUCAUGAGGAUCGUAAGCCAAUAUGGAAAAAAGUGGAAGUGACUGCAGUUCAGAGUGGUCUGUGUGGUUUAGAACCUGUAGGAUUCCGUCCAUUUACGACAGUAAGAGUCGAGAUCUCAUCUCCCAGCUACCUUACUCUGCAGAAGCUGAUUGUGGUGGCACACGUGUGUAACCCACGCACUUAGGUGGAGGCAGGAGGAUCAGGAUUUCAAGGUUAUCCUCUGCUACACAAACAGUGAGUUUGAAGCUGGCCUGAGUUGCAAAAAUGCAAAGCAAAAGUUGACCGUGGUGCCUCACAUCUUUAAGUCUCAGUGGAGGCAGAGGCAGGUAGAUCUCUGAGGCCAGACAGGGGCUACCCAGUGAGUCCUCAUCUCAGAAAACAACAAAACAAAAACAUCACAGUUUUCAGGUUCCGUGGUUAAGAGCAUGUACCGCUCUCACAGAGGACCCGGAUGUGGUCCUCAACAUCUCCCUAGGCAGCUCACAACAGCCUAUAUGUCCAGUUCCGGGGGGAUCUGACACCCUCUUCUGGAUUCUAAGGGUACUGUAUUCACAUGCACAACCACCCCCCCUUACACACACACACACACACACACACACACACAAACUCCAAAAAGAGACAAAGUGUCAACUUCUCAUUAACAUUGUUAUAAAAACAGUGAUACUUCUCCUCUUCCUCCUCCUCCUCAUCACCACCACCAAAUCUUUCUUACUAUGAAACAAGAAUGCUCUCAAAUUUGAUACUCUCCUGCCUCUGCCUCCCGAGGGCCCAACUACAGAUGUGUUCCAGCACUGUGUUUUGUGUGUGUGCCCAUGUGGGUCUGAGUGUCUUACUUAGGGUUUCUCUUGCACCAUGACCAAAAGCACCUUGUGGAGGAAGGAAUCUAUGUCAUCUUGAACUCUGCUAUCCAGGAACGUCAGGGCAGGAACCCAAGGCAGGAACGGAUGCAGUGGCCACAGAGGACCAAGGAUUACUGGUCUGACUUUCCCUACUUGCCAGUUGUCUUUCUUACUCACUCCAGGACCAGGCGCCUGCACAGGAACGACAUCUCCCAACGGUGUGGUGGGCCCCGCACAUUAAUAACUAAACAAGAAAAUGCCGCCACAGUUUGCCACACACCCCUGACCUGCUGUGCUAUUCAAAGUAAUGGAGCCAACAGGUCGUGAGCUGAGAUCUCAAAGCUACGGGGAAAAUAAACCCUGUUCUACACUCCCCACCGCACACACAUGCACACGGAGGGCAUGGAGAAGUGGACGGCCUGGGAGCCGCAGGGCGCCGAUGCGCUGCGGCGCUUUCAAGGGUUGCUGCUGGACCGCCGCGGCCGGCUGCACUGCCAAGUGUUGCGCCUGCGCGAAGUGGCCCGGAGGCUCGAGCGUCUACGGAGGCGCUCCUUGGCAGCCAACGUAGCUGGCAGCUCUCUGAGCGCUGCUGGCGCCCUAGCAGCCAUCGUGGGGUUAUCACUCAGCCCGGUCACCCUGGGAGCCUCGCUCGUGGCGUCCGCCGUGGGCUUAGGGGUGGCCACCGCCGGAGGGGCAGUCACCAUCACGUCCGACCUCUCUCUGAUCUUCUGCAAUUCCCGGGAGGUACGGAGGGUGCAAGAGAUCGCCGCCACCUGCCAGGACCAGAUGCGCGAACUCCUGAGCUGCCUUGAGUUCUUCUGUCAGUGGCAGGGGCGCGGGGACCGCCAGCUGCUGCAGAGCGGGAGGGACGCCUCCAUGGCUCUUUACAACUCUGUCUACUUCAUCGUCUUCUUCGGCUCGCGUGGCUUCCUCAUCCCCAGGCGUGCGGAGGGGGCCACCAAAGUCAGCCAGGCCGUGCUGAAGGCCAAGAUUCAGAAACUGUCUGAGAGCCUGGAGUCCUGCACUGGUGCCCUGGAUGAACUUAGUGAGCAGCUGGAAUCCCGGGUCCAGCUCUGUACCAAGGCCGGCCGUGGUCACAACCUCAGGAACUCCCCUGAUCUGGAUGCAGCGUUGUUUUUCUAAGAGCAUCCUCUAGCUGUGUGGAAUGUUCUAGAUUCGCAGCAUCCACAAGGAAGUGCUACAUGGGCGGAGUGCAAAGGAUUUCAGAAGCUCUUCUUGCAGGGCAUCAGUCCGUAGCUCCUUGUGUGUGCGAAAGACUUUUCACUUGUGUAAUCCCAACUGAGUAUGUGACCCUAAACAGUCACUUUGGGGACUCCCCAAAUCCUUUUUAGCUGCACACAGCUUGUCAGACUGUCCUUCAAUUAGAGUUAUUGGGGUGGGGGGGCUUGAUGGCUUGAGUAAUAGAGGUCUGGCGAGGUGUCUCCCUCUUGGACCUCUUAUGUGUUGUUACUAGAAUCCUGAGAUUCUCAAAUGUUGGUGAGAGGAGACUUUUACUUUUCAACUUUGCUUCGGCAGUUUCCGAUACACAGGACUCCAGAAUCCAGAACAAGAAAGAAGAACCUUGUGUUUGUAGGGUGUGCAGACCCAGACGGGGCCGAGGAGCUGACUUGCUCAGCUCUCACACGCAGCCAGUUUAUCCACUCACAGACCAAACCUGGCUACUGCAUAGACUGUUCCAGUGUGGCUUCAAAUCCACACCUCUAGGUACCCUGAGAAGGAAAGCCACCUGAAGAGUCACUCUAAUCCCAACACGCUCACCCCCUUCACGUCCAUAAAGGAGCUGGGCAAGGGGUGAGAUGAAGACCCUGACAAUUUUAAAUGACUGUAGCAUAGAGAGCCAUGGCCUUUGAGUUUAAGAGUCUUGAUCCCAGGUUCUGUCCCCCACUGUCCUGUGACUUAGCCACCUUGUCUUGCUACAGAUGGUGGUAGGAGGCCACCCUGUUGCGAAGUCCUGAGAUAAUGACAAACACAGAGGCUAGCUCACAAAAAUGUACUUCCUGGCCUGGCUUCUGAAGGGUUAACUGUUGGGCUCCAUCCCAGAUUUCUGAGAUCAGGAACUCCAAAUAUGAGGCCCGCCUCUGGCUGAUUCUGAUGCCCCAUAAAUGUUUGAAAAUGACACAGCAAAGGUUCAUCUCCAGCCAGGUGUGGUGGGACACACCUGUAAGGCCAGCGCUUGGAGAUGGAGACAGGGGGACCAGUAGUUCAGGGUCAUUCUUGGCUACAUAGCAAACUCAAGGCCACCCUGGUCUCAAAAACCAAAACAAAAAGCCAUCUUCUGACUCCCUUCAAUUGUUCAAAGCCUUUCCAGGGCCUUCAGAAUCACGCUCAGAGUGUUCUGGGAAGAUUAGCCCAGAAGCCAGAGAAAGAGUACGCUGUGUGCUUGUAAAGCCAGUUACUCUGUCCCCUGUGAACUAGGAGACAGAGCACUUCCGACCCUAUAGAGGGCAGUAGUGGCCAUUCCUUGUAGGGGACUGGUAUAGAAGUAAUGUGAACUAUUUAAAAAUAGUUAUUUAAUUGCUGCCUUCACAUUUGAUUUUAUUUAACCUUCACAUUAUUUAGAAAAUAAUAAGAGUAGUAAGUGUCUGAAUAGGAAGGGAGUCUCUUAAGGCUCUUUCCAAGAGCUCAGGUUUGGAUUUCUAGAGUCCCCCCGACCCCAGAGAGGACUCUUUAGUGUUUGACACGGUCUUUGUAAGUAAGAUGGGGAGUCCUGGAGAGAGAGACCAAGCUGAUUUUUAAACUAGGAAAUGGAGUCUUGAACUGUGGAAGAUUUGAAAAGUUAAGCCUAUGUGUCUUGAAGGUACUUGGCCAGAAAAGCACUUGGCUUGAAAAAGAAAACCUGUUUAAUUCAGGGGUGGAGGAAUAGAGACAGAUGAAGAAAGCAUUUAGACCUCGGAAACCUGAUGUCCUAUGAAAUUCUGUUUUUAUAAAAUUGUGUUAUGGUGGAGAUCUGUUGCAUUUCGACUUUGUGGCUGUAAGAAACCUGUUAUCUAUGUUUAAGAAAGUACUUCUAAUUUAUUCAAUGUCUUCCUAAAUUAUCCUUUAAAAAAAAAAGUUGGAAAGUCUAUGAGACCGUACCUAAGAAACCUUGACUGUGUAUUUAAGUUAUUUAAUGCCAUGCAUUUGUGAAGCCCCUUCCCAGUGAUGGCUGUGGUGUGUCUGAGGAAAUGUAAGUUUGGCAUGAGGGGGAGGGGCUGCUGUUUCUAUAUUUGUUUUUGUUUUCUAUAAACAGUAAUCAGGAUGUAUCCUGGUUUCAUUUGACAUUGA